Messenger RNA from Hyaloperonospora brassicae, 1419 nucleotides. The record is from the annotation of a GenBank genome assembly. Lineage: Eukaryota; Oomycota; Peronosporomycetes; Peronosporales; Peronosporaceae.
AUGACAACGACGUCGCCGCCGUCACGUUGUGCGUCCUGCGGGAGUCAACAGGCAGCGGAAGUGCGGGUCAAGGACAGCAGCCGGUGGUUCUACUACACAGUGUCAGCUGCGACGCCCACGGAGAAGCGCCGCGCGCAGUUGCUGUACCACGAGGCCGACGAGCCGCGAGCAGACGACGCGAGCGACAGUUAUGUCUGGAGCGUGGGCUCCUCGGAGCCAAUGCGUACGCGGGCGAUCGCAGGCAACUUGCAGGACAACAUCUUGUCGCGCGUCUCGACGCUCCGAGCGCUCUGGACCGAGGGGUACAUUACCGAGGACGAGUACGAGCGACGGAAAGAGGCGAUCAUGGACGAACUCACCUUCUCGACGCUCGCGCCUGCGUCCAGUGUAACACAGCAAACGGUCACGCAGAGGCGACGAAUGUCGUUUCGACGACUGGAAGGGUUGCCGCUCAUUGUGCCGCACGCUCCUGAUUUUCGGAAUGCCAGUCCGGAGGUGGCUAUCAAGCACGUCUUUGACUAUGCCACGCGCCAGUGGAACAGCACCCAAGUGCUCAUUCACCUGGAUGAGACGCCGUUUUGCAAAGGCAGUUUGCGAAUUGUGUACCACUUGCAAGACCUGAGCUUCACGAGCUCCAGUAGCUCGCUCACGGGCAGUCAACAUACGGGCAGCUACGUGGCUAAACUGGCCAUCGAUCCGGACGAAGACCCGCAGACGUACUUUAAGGACAUUGAGCUGCAGGCCCACUGUGCACACUACGCGCAAGUGUACAAUUCGUACACACCGCCAAAGCGCGUCGAGUUCAUUUCCGCGUGGGUGUUGGAACUGCCUGAGCGAAAUGGUGCAUUGUGCGCUGUGGAGGCCUACAUUCCAGGCGAGUACCGCAAACACAAUAACAACUUUGGAUCCGUGAGCGAUGACGAGCGCAACACACCACAGGCGUUUUCGCACUUCACGUAUGAAGCCUCGAAUCAUGAGCUGCUUGCUGUGGACAUUCAAGGCGUAGGAGAUUUGUACACGGACCCACAGAUCCAUACGCUGAACGGGCACGACUUUGGGAAAGGUAACCUCGGGGUGUUGGGGUUCCAGAAGUUCCUCUCAUCGCAUCGAUGCAACCCGAUUUGUCGCUAUCUCAAGCUCCCAGCGGUGAACCCAAAGUCCCGGCAUGCUGACUCUGGCACGCUGCCCGUACAAGAGCUGAUGAGCCGUGAUCGUGUGAGACCUACACACUUUGACUCACGACACUACUACGAGAACGCACCGAUGCUGCAGAAGUACGUGACGCAGUGUCGCGAAGGUGACAACCAAUCGUCCCUUGCAUCGUCUUCGAGUUGCUCCAAGCGAUCUCGCAAGCGGCGUCAUCGAGAGGUGUCUGGCUUAGCCCUCUUUUGUAAAGGGCUGUUUUGCGGAGGCUGGUGA